Tripterygium wilfordii is the source of this 3138-nucleotide messenger RNA. RefSeq names its product probable serine/threonine-protein kinase At1g54610. Gene Ontology annotation, biological process: positive regulation of transcription elongation by RNA polymerase II; protein phosphorylation. The record is from RefSeq and is a predicted model, not a curated record. Gene Ontology annotation, cellular component: cyclin-dependent protein kinase holoenzyme complex; nucleus. The coding region runs from base 629 to 2770 and encodes 713 amino acids. The transcript has 9 exons. Gene Ontology annotation, molecular function: RNA polymerase II CTD heptapeptide repeat kinase activity; cyclin-dependent protein serine/threonine kinase activity; ATP binding. Lineage: Eukaryota; Viridiplantae; Streptophyta; Magnoliopsida; Celastrales; Celastraceae.
GCUUGGGAUAGAAAGAAUGUUUUUUCAGAGUUUCCUCUCUGUCUCUGCUCUCUCGCUGAACUCAAAAAGCUGCUUAUGGUGUAUGUCACCACGCGCCGUGACUAUUUUAACAACCAGACAAUAAAUAUUUGUUUCUUUUCCUUGCCAAGAAAACCCAAAUAAUUUUUCCUUCCUUUCUAUCAAGCAAUACUUACUGCAGUUAUGCUCUCUCACUCGGACAAUAACAAAUCUCCAUGUCCCAGAUCCACACCCUCUCUCUCCCUCUCUCGUGGAUUUUAGGGAUUUCGUGUUAGCACCAUUCUUCUUUGCUGUUCCAUUUCACCACAGGACCACAAUGAACAAGCAGUUUCAGUGUGUUUUCUGUCAAGUACUGUGAGUUUUUGUAUUUAGGUGAUGUUGGUGCUUCUGGGUUCUUUCGGGAUUAUGGUUUAGUGCUAUGAAAAUUGUGGGUUCUUUCUGAAGUUUUUUGAAUUGAUGGGAUUGAAGAAGUGCAGAGGCUUCACUGAACAAGAACAGGAACUUUGAAGGAAUGCAAAAAAAGGAUAAUUUUGUGGAAAGCUGAAAAAUGCUAAAUUUACUUGGUAAACAUAGAUUCUGAAGGAAGAUCGUGUUGGGGUUGGCUUUGGUUAUGGGUUGCGUUUGUUGUAAACCCUCUGCCAUUGAAGAUAGUAAGGAAAGUCCCAGAGAAAGGCUAUCGACCAAGGUUUCUUCGGACCUGCGGGUAUCAAGGGCAACUUCUUCAAGAAGGGAGGAGAUACAUAGGGUGAAAGACCGCUAUGACAGCAAUGAUGGAAGAGCCAUGCUAAUUGAUAAGCAGGCAAAUGGCUCCGUCUCCGUCGCCGUCGGGUUGCAUGUGCCAAAUUUUGAUGGGAAGAGGGAGAGAAUGGAGUAUGUUGCUCCACAACAUCCAGGAAUGGGUACCAUUCCAAAAGCUACUGAGGGAGAGCAGGUUGCAGCAGGGUGGCCUUCAUGGCUAGCUGCUGUGGCUGGAGAAGCCAUAAGAGGUUGGUUACCCCGGCGUGCGGAUUCUUUUGAGAAACUCGAUAAAAUUGGCCAGGGAACCUAUAGCAAUGUUUAUAGAGCUCGCGAUCUUGAUCAAAAGAAAAUUGUUGCGUUGAAGAAAGUAAGGUUUGAUAACCUGGAGCCUCAAAGUGUUCGCUUUAUGGCAAGGGAGAUUAAUAUUUUGCGUAGGCUUGAUCAUCAGAAUGUAAUAAAACUGGAAGGUCUAGUUACUUCAAGGAUGUCCUGCAGCUUGUAUCUUGUCUUUGAGUAUAUGGAGCAUGACUUGGCAGGGCUCGCAUCACAUCCUGGUCUGAAGUUUACAGAAUCUCAGGUAAAGUGUUACAUGCAACAGCUUUUGCGAGGACUGGAUCAUUGUCAUACCCGAGGUGUUUUGCAUCGCGAUAUAAAGGGGUCUAACCUUUUAAUAGACAAUAACGGUGUUCUGAAAAUUGCUGACUUUGGUCUUGCAAGUUUUUAUGAUCCCAAUCAAAAUCAGCCACUGACAAGCCGUGUUGUAACUCUGUGGUAUCGUCCGCCGGAGCUUCUAUUGGGUGCCACAUAUUAUGGAACUGCAGUGGAUCUAUGGAGUACCGGUUGCAUACUUGCUGAAUUAUAUGCUGGCAAACCUAUCAUGCCAGGAAGAACUGAGGUGGAGCAAUUACAUAAAAUCUUCAAGCUUUGUGGCUCACCUUCUGAGGAAUAUUGGAAAAAGUCAAAGUUGCCUCAUGCAACUAUCUUUAAGCCUCAACAUCCUUAUAGACGCUGUGUUGCUGACACUUUUAAGGAUUUUCCUGCGCCUGCUUUAAGCCUUAUGGAGACCUUACUUUCCAUUGAUCCUGCAGACCGUGGAGCUGCAGCCUCUGCCAUUGAGAGUGAGUUCUUCACAACCAAACCACUUCCUUGUGAUCCUUCAAGCUUGCCAAAGUAUCCUCCCAGCAAAGAGUUUGAUGCAAAAAUGCGAGACGAAGAAGCUAGAAGACAAGGAGUGGCAGGAAGCAAGGGCAUGAGGGAUCUUGAAAGGAACAGAACGAGAGAGUCUCGAGCCAUCCCAGCUCCUGAUGCCAAUGCUGAAUUACUAGUAUCAAUGCAGAAAAGACAAGGGCAAUCCAAUUCUAAGAGCCGGAGUGAGAAGUUUAAUCCUCAUCCGGAGGAAGUUGCUGCUGGCUUCCCUAUGGAACCGCCUAGACCAUCACAAGCUGUAGAGUCAAAAGCAGAUUCCCAGGGGCAUCAGCAUAAGAGAGCCCAUUCAGGGCCAUUGUCUCAGCGGGCUGCAUGGGCAAAAGCUGGGAAAAAUCCAGAUGAUGCACCAAAGAUUUCAAGUGGAACGGACUUGUCAGCCAUGUCAGGUUUCGUGGCAGCAAGGAGGAGUUUAUUGUCUGAAGAUCGCAAAGAAAGGUCUGGCCCAUCUCAGCCAGAGGUUCCAAAACUAAUGGCAAGGUUUCCAGGAUCCUUUAAGGAGGCUUCUGAAUCCUUCAUCCAACAGGAUCAAAAACAUCACGUACCGAGUGUUUCAGGUACUCAUCAAAAAGAAGAUGGAAGAAUUAGCAACAAAGAUCCAAUCCUUCUUGGUUAUGGGUCAAAGGGCCCCAAGAUUCACUACUCUGGCCCGUUGAUGGUUCCAUCCUCGAACAUGGAUCAGCUACUAAAGGAUCAUGAUCGUCAGAUCCAAGAAGCUGUUAGACGAGCACGACAUGACAAGGCAAGGGGUAGAAAAGUUCAGGUUGAAGCAAACCUGUCAACCAAUUCAUUAUUUGUUUCUGGUCGAUAAGCUAGAUCAAGUAUAAACCAAAAUGAGGGGAAAGCAUUGCCGGUUGGGCUUAAAUAAAUGGGAUGCCGACUUUCUCAUGAAACAUGAGUUAAACUAUUAGAUGGGGCAUUUUGUACAGGCAUUGUUGCCAGAAAGUUGUCUGGUGGCUAUUCUUAGCAAGUUUAAAGUUCACCAGGCUCCCCCCCCCUCCCUCCCCCGAAUCGGCACAGAGUACAUCUCUCUCUACACUCUCUCUCUUUCUCUCUUCCCCUGAACCCAGUUCAUUCUGUAGUCUGUAGAGAUUAUUUAUCGGCUGUUGUUGUAGAAUAUUUUGAAAUUCUGGCAAUUGCUUUCUCUGUUCCUAAAGGUAUCGUUUGUGACGUUCUCAA